AAAGGCUUAAACACAGAUAAAAAGUGUAGCUCGAUGAAUCGUUUGGUAGUAAUUCUUGUGCCUUCGCUUUAUCGAGAAUUCGUCUUUUGACUCCCGGACGAACGCUCUUCUUUUAGAUUGUGCGGAUCUAAUUUGUUCCAUAAACAACAAAGAAAAUGCCUGGUCAGCUGGAGGAAGUUGAAGGAAAGCAUGCCACUUUUGGUAUGGGAUGCUUCUGGGCUGGUGAUUCCCUCUUUGGAGCAUUACCCGGUGUUAUAAGGACUUGUGUAGGUUAUUCCGGUGGUACUAAGGAGACGCCAACAUAUAAAAACAUAGGUGACCAUACAGAAGUUAUUGAUAUUGAAUUUGACCCAGAUGUUGUAUCAUACGCGCAAUUACUUAGUAUAUUUUGGAAUAACCAUGAAUAUAGUUUAAUAACAAAAAUUAAACGACAGUAUAUGUCAUUAAUUUUAUAUCACGAUGAAGAACAAAAGAUGAUAGCUGAAAAAUCAAAAGACCACGAACAACGUGAACGUGGAGAAACAUUUGUCACCGAGAUUAAACCAUUUGAAAAAUUUUAUCCAGCAGAAGAUUAUCAUCAAAAGUAUCGUCUUCAAAAUCAUCCAUGGUUAAUCGAAACUACCGGUCUUACAACAGGUGAGAUAUUACGUACUUCACCUUUAGCAGCUAAAUUGAAUGGGUAUAUAGCAGGAGUUGGAUCAUUAGAGCAACUUGAAAAAGAUUUACCAAAUUUUGGACUUAGUGACAAAGCUGCACAGUAUAUAAAAAAAUAUCUUAUUAAAAAUCAAGGAACUGGUCUAUAUUGUUAGUUUAUUAAAUAAAUGAAAUUAAUUCUACUGGAAAAACGUAGACUGACGAAAUUAGUUCCUUACUGCAAGGAAAUCUGUUGUUUAAUUUAGUUUAAUUUAUAAAACUUUGUUAUAAAUUGAUUCAUAGAUACAAAAUGUUACUUCUGCUCAAAUUAAAUAUGACGUAUUUAUUAUAAAAUCUAAAUAAUAGUAUUAUAGCAAAUCAUAUUUUUUUCUCUUUUUAUAUCAUGUUGUAAGAUAUAGAUAGUUAAAGUUACACGCAAUAGUUUUAUGCAUACUACAAACACCUUCUUUUCAUGUAUGAUGAUAUUUCAUAUUUUUAGUUAUUUUACAUCCACAGUAUUAUCCAUACUUCUAUUGAGAGUAUAAGAAUAAAAGAGAGUACCAUCAUGGAUAUUAUAUAUAUAUAUAUAUAUAUAUAUAUAUAUAUAUAUAUAUAUAUAUAUAUAUAUGACGUGUUAACGUAAACAGAAACAUACGUGUUCUCAUUGAAUUUUUUUAAACCAUCAUUAAGUGUACAGUGCUAUAUAAUAGUGUACUUGUAUGCUAUAGUUUAAAAAGAUAUUACUUACACAGAAGCAAUUUUUAAAUAUCACGAAUAUAUUUUAAUACAAAUAUAAUAGCGAUUAAACCAAUUGAGAAAAGUAGCUGUACAAUAGAGUAUAGGUAGUACAUUUGUAAAAGUAUCUUUACAGAGAAGAUGAAAUUAUAUUUUAAAGUGCUUAUUAUAUUGUGAACAUUUAUAUUUCAUAGAAUUUUUAUCAUAUAAAAAUCUAAGUUGUAAUGAUAAUCAAAUUAAAUCUAUAUUAUAUUGUUUCUAA
Molecule: messenger RNA, 1630 nt
Organism: Vespa crabro (European hornet)
Lineage: Eukaryota; Metazoa; Arthropoda; Insecta; Hymenoptera; Vespidae
Gene: MsrA
Product: peptide methionine sulfoxide reductase
Exons: 5
Coding region: 156-809 (217 amino acids)
Molecular function (GO): peptide-methionine (S)-S-oxide reductase activity
Source: RefSeq, a predicted model, not a curated record